AUGAAGAGAGAUUGCGCAUUCGAGUUUUUCUCGGCUUGUUCCCGCUGGGUCGCCGUCCAGGUCGAGCGACGAGGAGCCGGCGCGGAGUUGGCCGUGGACGGACGACAACGGACGCGCCCAGGUGGACAGCCGGCGAGGCAUCGUGAUAGAGACGAGGAUCAAAGCAUACGGAAGAGAGAGGACCGCCCAGCAACAGGGCGACGCCGCCGCGCGAGGCGAGACAAAACAACACGCACCACCCGGCGGCAGAGACAUUUGUUCAUUCGCUUGGGGCGCGCCUGGCAGGGAUCGCCAAGCCACACUGCAACAGCUGGCCGCGUCCAGAUCGCCGUCGCCGAGGGUGACACACUGACUUAUUAG
Messenger RNA from Purpureocillium lilacinum, 360 nucleotides. The record is from RefSeq and is a predicted model, not a curated record. Lineage: Eukaryota; Fungi; Ascomycota; Sordariomycetes; Hypocreales; Ophiocordycipitaceae.